AUGACUUCUCCAGCAACAAAUAAAUCAGCAGCCUACGAUUAUUUAAUUAAAUUACUUUUAAUCGGUGAUAGUGGUGUAGGUAAAUCAUGUCUUUUAUUACGUUUUUCUGAAGAUUCUUUCACACCAAGUUUCAUCACUACUAUUGGUAUCGAUUUCAAAAUUCGUACAAUUGAAUUGGAAGGUAAAAGAAUUAAAUUACAAAUUUGGGAUACUGCAGGUCAAGAAAGAUUCAGAACUAUCACUACAGCAUACUAUCGUGGUGCUAUGGGUAUCCUAUUGGUUUAUGAUGUCACUGAUGAAAAAUCUUUUGGUAACAUUAGAAAUUGGAUUAGAAAUAUCGAGCAACAUGCUACAGACUCUGUUAAUAAAAUGUUAAUCGGUAAUAAAUGUGAUAUGGCUGAAAAGAAAGUUGUUGAUAGCUCAAGAGGUAAAUCACUUGCAGACGAAUAUGGUAUUAAAUUUUUAGAAACCUCAGCCAAAAACAGUAUAAAUGUAGAGGAAGCCUUUAUUAGUUUAGCAAAAGAUAUUAAAAAACGUAUGAUUGAUACACCAAAUGAACAACCACAAGUUGUUCAACCAGGUACAAAUCUUGGUGCAAAUAACAAUAAGAAAAAAGCUUGUUGUUAA
Molecule: messenger RNA, 627 nt
Organism: Dictyostelium discoideum AX4
Lineage: Eukaryota; Evosea; Eumycetozoa; Dictyosteliales; Dictyosteliaceae
Gene: rab8A
Product: Rab GTPase
Exons: 5
Coding region: 1-627 (208 amino acids)
Cellular component (GO): plasma membrane
Molecular function (GO): GTP binding; GTPase activity
Source: RefSeq, a predicted model, not a curated record